AUGAAAUUUGACGAUUUUUUACAUACAGUUAAUGAUUUUGGUCGAUAUCAAAAGUUAAGAUAUUUUUGUAUAUGUUUGACGUACAUGUUACCACCUGUCAUGGUUUAUACAUGGUCAUUUGCAGCUGCAACACCAUUAUUUCGGUGUAAACUUUAUGAGAAUGAUACUGUCUAUGAUAAUCAUGUUCCACUUUUCUAUAAUCGAAGUCAACCUGAUGAAUCAUACUGUAAAGUAAAUAUGAAAAUAUCUAUUAAAGAAUGUCAUCGAUGUUAUAUGAAAACAAUAUCAACAAAUGUUUAUACAAUAAGUCGUUUUAUAUUGGCUUGUUCAACAAGAGGUAUUGGUGUUACUGGAUUCGUAUUAGCAACAGAAUUAGUUGGUCCAAAAAGUAAAUUUUUAACAGCAAUUAUUGUCCAAUACUUUUUUGCUUUUGGUCAAUUAUUUUUGAAUACAACGGAUAAACCAUUAGAAGUCGGUGUUUUAGCAUUGUUUCAAUCAAAAAUUAUGUGUAUCAUAUCAAUUAAUUUAUUUUUUCAAUGGUUUGUACAAAAUUUAGUUUUCUAUGGAAUUUCACAAAUAUCAUUUACAAUAUCAGCAUGUGUAGAAAUAUUAUCGUACAUAGUAUUACAUCUUCUACUUAAUCGUAUUGGACGAAAACGACCAUAUUUUAUUGCUGUUUUUUGUUUUGCAAUUAUUGCAUUAUUAACGAUUUCAGCUUAA
This is a messenger RNA of Rotaria sp. Silwood1, 720 nucleotides long. The record is from the annotation of a GenBank genome assembly. NCBI's taxonomy places the organism in Eukaryota, Metazoa, Rotifera, Eurotatoria, Philodinida, Philodinidae.